Knipowitschia caucasica is the source of this 555-nucleotide messenger RNA. NCBI's taxonomy places the organism in Eukaryota, Metazoa, Chordata, Actinopteri, Gobiiformes, Gobiidae. The record is from the annotation of a GenBank genome assembly.
AUGGAUAAUAGUAACGGCCAAGCCAGUUCCAGUGAGACAGGAGAAAGACAGACGCCUGAAGACAUCUGCAGACAUGAAGACUGCACUCAAGCUGCUGCUGUCCCUGGCCUUAGCUGUGGCUCUGUCCAUCAACACAGCAACAACUACAACUACAGCACCAGCAACGAAUACAACUACAGCACCAGCAACAACUACAACUCCAGCAACAACUACAGUACCAGCAACAACUACAGGACCAGCAACAACUACAACUACAGCACCAGCAACGAAUACAACUACAGCACCAGCAACAACUACAGCACCAGCAACAACUACAACUACAGUACCAGCAACAACUACAACUCCAGCAACAACUACAACACCAGCAACAACUACAACUACAGCACCAGCAACGACUACAACUACAGCACCAGCAACAACUACAACUACAGUACCAGCAACAACUACAACUACAGCACCAGCAACAACUACAACUACAGCACCAGCAACAACUACAACUACAGCACCAGCAACAACUACAACUACAGUACCAGCAACAACUAUGUACGCACAUAG